AUGGCCCCGUGGCUGCAGCUCUGUUCUGUCUUCUUCACUGUCAAUGCCUGCCUCAAUGGCUCGCAACUGGCCGUGGCCGCGGGCGGCUCCGGCCGCUCGAGGGGCGCCGACACCUGUGGCUGGAGGGGAGUGGGGCCAGCCAGCAGGAACAGCGGACUGCACAACAUUACCUUCAGAUAUGACAACUGUACCACCUACUUGAAUCCGUUGGGGAAGCAUGUGAUUGCUGAUGCCCAGAACAUCACCAUCAGCCAGUAUGCUUGCCACGACCAAGUGGCAGUCACCAUUCUUUGGUCUCCAGGGUCCCUCGGCAUUGAAUUCCUAAAAGGAUUUCGGGUAAUACUGGAGGAGCUGAAGUCGGAGGGAAGACAGUGCCAACAACUGAUUCUAAAGGACCCAAAGCAGCUCAACAGUAGCUUCAAAAGAACUGGAAUGGAAUCUCAACCUUUCCUGAAUAUGAAAUUUGAAACAGAUUACUUUGUAAAGAUUGUCCCUUUCCCUUCCAUUAAAAACGAAAGCAAUUACCACCCUUUCUUCUUCAGAACUCGGGCCUGUGACCUAUUGUUACAACCGGACAACCUUGCCUGUAAACCCUUCUGGAAGCCUCGGAACCUGAACAUCACCCAGCACGGUUCAGACAUGCAGGUGUCCUUCGACCAUGCACCACACAACUUUGGCUUCCGUUUUUUCUAUCUUCAUUACAAGCUCAAGCAUGAAGUACCCUUCAAGCGAAAGACCUGUAAGCAGGAACAAAAUACAGAGACAACCAGCUGCCUCCUUCAAAAUGUUUCUCCAGGGGAUUAUAUAAUUGAGCUAGUAGAUGAUACCAAUACAACAAGAAAAGUGAUGCAUUAUGCCUUAAAGCCAGUGCAUUCUCCCUGGGCUGGGCCUAUCAGAGCUGUGGCCAUCACAGUGCCACUGGUUGUCAUAUCGGCAUUUGCAACGCUCUUCACUGUGAUGUGCCGCAAGAAGCAACAAGAAAAUAUAUAUUCACAUUUAGAUGAAGAGAGCUCUGAGUCCUCCACAUAUACUGCAGCACUCCCCAGGGAGAGGCUCAGGCCGAGGCCGAAGGUCUUCCUGUGCUAUUCCAGUAAAGAUGGCCAGAAUCACAUGAACGUUGUCCAGUGUUUUGCCUACUUCCUCCAGGACUUCUGUGGUUGUGAGGUGACACUAGACCUAUGGGAAGAUUUUAGUCUCUGUAGAGAAGGACAGAGAGAAUGGGUCAUACAGAAGAUCCAUGAGUCCCAGUUCAUCAUCGUGGUGUGUUCCAAAGGAAUGAAGUACUUUGUGGAAAAGAAGAACUACAAACACAAAGGAGGUGGCCGAGGCUCAGGCAAAGGGGAGCUCUUCCUGGUGGCAGUGGCGGCUAUUGCUGAAAAGCUCCGCCAGGCAAAGCAGAGUUCAUCUGCUGCGCUCAGUAAGUUCAUCGCUGUCUACUUUGAUUAUUCCUGCGAAGGUGAUGUCCCCUGCAUCCUGGACCUGAGUACUAAAUACAAACUCAUGGACAACCUUCCCCAGCUCUGCUCCCACCUGCACUCCGGAGACCAUAGCCUCCAGGAGUCAGGACAGCACCUGGGACACAGCAGCAGAAGGAACUACUUUCGGAGCAAGUCUGGACGUUCCCUGUAUGUCGCCAUUUGCAACAUGCACCAGUUUAUUGACGAGGAGCCCGACUGGUUCGAGAAGCAGUUCCUACCCUUCCAUGCUCCCCUCCUGCGUUACCGGGAGCCUGUCCUGGAGAAGUUUGACUCAGGCUUGGUUUUAAAUGAUGUCAUCUGCAAACCAGGACCAGAAAGUGAUUUCUGCCUAAAGGCUGAUGCUGCCGUUCUUGGGGCCACUGGGCCUGCCGACUCGCACCCGCACCCCGAGAGUCAGCAUGUGUGCCUGGACCAAGACCCCGAGGCCCCGUCCCAGGAGAGUGGCUCCACACUGCAGCCCUUGCUGCAUGCUGUGAAAGCAGGCAGCCCCUCAGACAUGCCGCGGGACUCGGGUAUCUACGAUUCAUCUGUGCCCUCGUCUGAGCUGUCUCUGCCUCUGAUGGAAGGACUCUCAACAGACCAGACGGAAACUUCUUCCCUGACGGAGAGCUUGUCCUCUUCCUCCGGGCUGGGUGAGGAGGAUCCUCCUACCCUCCCUUCUAAGCUCCUUGCCUCUGGAGUGUGCAAAACAGAACUUGGUUGCUGCCGCUACACUGAUGAACUCCACGCGGUUGCCCCUUUGUAACAAAACAGAAGAGUCUAAGCAUUGCCACUUUAGCUGCCACUACUCUCUGGUACCAUAGCUCAUCUCUGGUCACAUGGCCUUCUUGCAGCUGAGGGCUCAUAAAAGGAUAUUUGGAGUGAAAUUCUGGCCAGUACUUGCUCCUGCUGCCCCAGCCCUCUACCAAAUAUGUUGGCAGAGUCUCCAAUUUUCCAAGACCAUAUGGAACUCUGAAA
Molecule: messenger RNA, 2435 nt
Organism: Urocitellus parryii (Arctic ground squirrel)
Lineage: Eukaryota; Metazoa; Chordata; Mammalia; Rodentia; Sciuridae
Gene: Il17rd
Product: interleukin 17 receptor D
Molecular function (GO): interleukin-17 receptor activity
Source: RefSeq, a predicted model, not a curated record